GACGCCUGUACUACGUUCAGCGCCAAGCAGGACUCCACAGAGGAGCGUCUGGGGCAAUCCUGCAUUGCAUAUGCACUGAGUAGCAUUAAGGAAGCUGGUCAUCGAGCGCUCAAGCGUCCGCACACGUGGAGAUCAUGCACGGAGUUGCAACUCGAAGCAAAUGGAUCUGCCGUCCACCCCGUGGUAUUUUAUCCGGAUGCGUUAUACGGUUUUGGUUGGUGCAUCAAUCUUACUUUGCCCAUGAGCACGCUGUACGCCGAAGCCGCGGGCGUCCUCGAAGGUCUCUUCCGCCACAGCGGUGGCCUCAAGAGCCUCACGUACGCCGAUAAGAUCAAGUCGAAGCGCAACUGCUUUGCGCUCGUGUGCCAAACGUUGCGCUACAAGCCGCUGCUCGACCAGCUCAUUGCGGCCGUGCCCGAGCUCACCAAGAUCAUCAAAAAGUCGCCCAAGGCGUCGGGCAAGGCGGCGCCCAAGAAGGCCAGACCGACCACGUCGCAGCAAGCGCUCUACUACAUUGCGAUCUACGAUCUCAUGUUUGGCAAAGACAAGAAGAUCCAGGGCGGCGGCUUUGUCAAGAAGCAGGUCCUCGCGCAGCACAAUGCGCUCAAGCAAGCGCUCGUGCGCCUCAAGGUCAAAGCGAAAGUCAAGACGGACGAAGAACUUCUGCCCGAAGAGAACCGCAUGUCCGAGUCGCAGCGGCUGCCGCGCUACGCCCGCAUCAACACGCUCCGCGUGACCGAGCCGAUCGACAGUAUCCCUGCCAUCCGCGCCGCCUUGAAGCUGCCCGAGGACCUCUCGUUCGACAUCGAUGCGCACGUUGGCGACCUCAUCGUGUUCCCGCCGGGCACGGAGCUGCACACGCACGAGAGCGUUGUCUCGGGCCGCCUCAUCCUCCAGGACAAGGCCAGUUGCUUCUCGGCCUAUGUGCUGCAGGGCGAGCGCGGCCACGACGACCUCGGCGACGUUAUUGACGCGUGCGCCGCGCCCGGCAACAAGACGAGCCACGCGGCGAUGCUCGUGGCGCGCAAGGCGUCGUCGCGCCCGCUCCGCGUCUUUGCCUUUGACCGGUCGGCGACGCGCCUCGACUUGCUCAAGCGGCGCAUGAAGGGCGCUGCCGCCGACAAGAUUGUCGAGCCGUGUCUGCAGUCGUUUCUGGACGUCAACGUCAACGAUGCCAAGUACGCCAACGUCACGAGCAUCCUACUCGAUCCCUCGUGCUCGGGCUCGGGCAUGUCGAACCGGCUCGACCAUCUUUUGGAGCUCGCGACGAUGAAGCAAGGCUUUGCAGCCGACGACGAGUACGAAGCUUCGAACGGCGAGGCCGGUGAAAGCGCCAACGAAGUCCAAGCGCGACUCCAGGCGCUCGCCGACUUUCAGCUCGAAGCGCUCCAAAAGCAUUUUCAGAACGAAGACGUUGUCAUGGCCGCGCUCAAAGCGUCUCGGGCCGCGGGCACGCCGUUCCACCUUGUGAAAGCACUCCCAACCUGGCCCCGUCGCGGUGUCGUCGUCGACGGUCUCAACGCAGAUCAAGCCGACUGCCUCGUGCGUGCCAACGGCUUGGAAGACGGCACCAACGGGUUCUUUGUCGCGUACUUUGAGCGCUCCGACGGCAGCAGCAGCAAGCGCAAGCGGGAAAAGACCGACGCGCAGCGCGAGCGCAAGAAGCGCAAGCGCCAGGCGAUCCAGGACCGGAAAGCGGCGGCCACUGCCCAAGACGAUGCGGCAUAA
Saprolegnia parasitica CBS 223.65 is the source of this 1728-nucleotide messenger RNA. RefSeq lists its product as hypothetical. Gene Ontology annotation, cellular component: nucleolus. NCBI's taxonomy places the organism in Eukaryota, Oomycota, Saprolegniomycetes, Saprolegniales, Saprolegniaceae. The transcript has 2 exons. Gene Ontology annotation, biological process: rRNA base methylation. Gene Ontology annotation, molecular function: methyltransferase activity. The record is from RefSeq and is a predicted model, not a curated record. Bases 241 to 1728 code for a protein of 495 amino acids.